Molecule: messenger RNA, 2615 nt
Organism: Carya illinoinensis
Lineage: Eukaryota; Viridiplantae; Streptophyta; Magnoliopsida; Fagales; Juglandaceae
Product: RING finger and transmembrane domain-containing protein 2-like
Exons: 9
Coding region: 987-2387 (466 amino acids)
Biological process (GO): positive regulation of ERAD pathway
Molecular function (GO): ubiquitin protein ligase activity
Source: RefSeq, a predicted model, not a curated record
CAUCUUACAAAAUCUAUGCAUCAACUCUCUUAGUACACAAAAAGAAGAUAAUAAAUAGUAUGGAAGGUAAAAUGGUACAACAUUUACUUGCGAAUGUAAAACAGAGCUCCAUCGAGGCAGUGUUGUUGGUUUGGUCAGUUAAAUGAGCUCACAAGGAGGGGCAACGUUGGGCAGACAGAUGAGCUUCGACGGGUGGCUCUGAACAAAGGGAUGGCAUCUUGAGGUGGCAUUGGGCAAAGCGAUGCGGGUUGCUUAGCUUAGCUACGCGGGAUUCAAAACUUAGCUGCUCCGUUUAGUGAGCAUGCAGGGAGUGGUGGAGCUGGACAGACGGAGGAGCGUCGCUCGAUAGCGUUAAACAUAGAGAUGACAUCGCGUGGAUGGUGCUGGGCAAAGGAACGUGACACGGGCAAGGGAGGAGGGAUUUUGGGGGAAUUUCGAAUGAAAAAAUGCAAAAUUCAAACCGAGCUCGUUUAGUUAAAACAAAGAGCAGUUACUGUAGCAAUAGAGCAACCACAGUGCAUACUGCUACAGUGGCUGCUCUAUGAGCUUCCUUUUUGUCUUUUAGCUCCCCUCCCUUGUUGCUCAAUUCGUUAUUGAAUGAGAAAGCCCUUGUUGCUCAAUUCGUUAUUGAAUGAGAAAGAGGAAAGAAACAACCCUCAAUUCCAUCAAAGCCAGAAAGCAGAGUCAGAGGCUCCCCUACAGGCCCUAGCCUUCCUUCUCACUUCCACAUUAACCGGUUUUCGACCGAUCGAAGCCCUAAAUUUGUCUUUUCGAAUUCCCAUUUCUACACGCUCAUCGGUCGGGAAGGUUGAUUUCUUAUCGAGUAUAGUAACCGAUUCUGAAGAAGCGGAAAUGCCAAUAAUUCCGUCUACUCAAACCUCUUUCUACUUGGACCUAAGGGUUAGGGUUCGAUGACGAUGAUUUGAAUUUGGAGGUCCUCCACGGAGUUACGUCUUCGAAGGUCUAGGGUUAGGGAAUUGGGGCGAAUGGAUGCUUCCGGAAGCAAUCUCGACACUCCGUACAGGAGAAGAUACGGGUUUCUGUCUGCUUCCAGUAUCAUUCAGGCACCACUCUCGGCGUUGUUGGAGUACUUGGGGCUUCUUCGUGGCAGCAGUACCAGGUCUAAUUACCAAGAGACCGAGGGUUUGAUUCAUGGACGUGUCUCUUCCCUUCAUGCCCAGCUGGACCAACCUACGUCGACGAGUGCCACAAACCACGGGGAGGUCUCCAUUAGGAUAAUCGGCGCAGGGGAGCACGAGCAUGAUGAUAGGGAAGCCGCUGCUGCUGCCACUGCCCCUGGAUUGGUUGUUGGGCAGCAGCACGGUGGAGAGGUUGCUGCUCCUAACGAGAUGGCGAUGGCCGGCCUGGCGUCAGAGACUCGGGAAGCAGAUUCUAGGAUUGACCGUGAUGGCAUGGCAGAGGGAAUUUCCCAAUCCGUAAAUGUAACUGCUGACGGAGAAGCUGUGGAUGCAAGCGCGGCUAAUGGGAGGGAUUCCUCUUAUCAGAGAUAUGAUAUUCAGCAGGCCGCUAGGUGGAUUGAGCAAGUCCUCCCCUUCUCCUUGCUUCUGUUGGUGGUCUUUGUUCGGCAGCAUUUGCAAGGUUUCUUUGUUACUAUUUGGAUUGCUGCUGUCAUGUUCAAGUCAAAUGAUAUUCUGCGGAAACAGACAGCUCUCAAGGGGGAGCGGAAAACAUCUGUUCUGGUUGGUAUUUCUCUUGCAUUCGCAGUUCAUGUGGUUGGCCUUUAUUGGUGGUAUCAAAAUGAUGAUCUUUUGUAUCCAUUAGUGAUGCUUCCUCCAAAAGCUAUACCACCUUUUUGGCAUGCUAUUUUCAUCAUCAUGGUGAAUGAUGCUUUGGUUCGGCAAGCAGCAAUGGCCUUUAAGUGUUUUCUGUUGAUGCAUUACAAGAACAGCCAAGGCCGAAAUUAUCGUAAGCAGGGUCAAAUGCUUACUUUGGUUGAGUAUUUGCUGCUGCUGUACCGUGCCUUACUGCCAACGCCUGUGUGGUAUCGCUUCUUCUUGAACAAAGAAUAUGGAAGCCUCUUUUCAUCACUGAUGACAGGAUUGUAUCUUACUUUCAAGCUCACAUCCAUUGUUGAGAAGGUUCAGUCUUUCUUUGCUGCAUUAAAGGCAUUAUCACGUAAAGAGGUGCAUUAUGGGGCCCAUGCAACAUCGGAGCAGGUUAAUGCAGCAGGCGACAUGUGUGCUAUUUGCCAGGAGAAGAUGGAUGCUCCUAUCCUUCUUCGUUGUAAACACAUAUUUUGUGAAGACUGUGUAUCAGAAUGGUUUGAGAGGGAACGGACAUGCCCGUUGUGCAGGGCUUUGGUCAAACCUGCUGAUCUCAGAUCCUUUGGUGAUGGAUCAACUAGUCUUUUCUUCCAGUUGUUCUAAAUUCUUUUGAUGUAAAACGGGGAGUUUUUCUGCUUUGAAGCCCGGAAUCCUUAUUCAAAGCAACCUUUUCCCAAUCUCUUCAUCUUCGUGGGUAAUUGGACUAUAUUUUUGCUCUGGGUUGCACUGGAAAGUUGAUUGACGUGUCUGGCUAGUAUUGAAUGGCAAUAUGUUCAUAUGUAUUGAGAAAGGCUGAUUAAAUGUUGUAAUGCCCUUCACCCCCCCCCCCCC